Molecule: messenger RNA, 243 nt
Organism: Fusarium odoratissimum NRRL 54006
Lineage: Eukaryota; Fungi; Ascomycota; Sordariomycetes; Hypocreales; Nectriaceae
Exons: 1
Coding region: 1-243 (80 amino acids)
Source: RefSeq, a predicted model, not a curated record
AUGAUGCUGGACGCGGUAAUGCACAGGGCUCAUACCGUUCUCCAGACGUUACUCAAGUCUGAACCGUAUGCGCUCUCUGAUAAGUUUGUUGCAAAGGCUCACCCAGUUUCCAAUCUGCAAAAGAUACUCCAGUCCCGAUUAAAAGGACGGUAUCGAGAAGUAGAGAGUCUGGUCGAAUCUUAUCGACUUCGGAGCAUGCUUCAAGACGAGAUUGUUGUGAGCGAGGGCGCCAUCCAGAUUUGA